AUGCCUGGGCGCGUUGUCGAUAUAGCCGCCGACGUCGCCGCUAUAUUCGACCAGGUUCAAAGAUCCACAGCAAAUCACCAGAAGAACUACGUCGCCGCAUACAAGCUUCACUCGCGACAGACAUUGGAUAGACACGGGAACAGGGAUGACCGAGGGGCCAACGAGUUUGCUGAGGCAUUCCUAUUUGCGAUCCUCAAGGUGCUCCCCACUAAAAAGGGUGCCACCGCCGCAGACCGAGUUGUCAAGUUUGUCGCAGGCUACUUCCAGUACUUGAACGAGCGAGACUCAGAGGAUGAGGGAGCAGACCAAGAUGGCCUAGAUACGACAACCCUUGCCUCGCGCUUCAUCGAUAAAAUUCUGCGCUCUCUGCUGGGUGGAUUCAAAGCCAAAGAUAAAGUCGUGCGGUACCGCGUCGUCGACUUUGUAGCAGGGAUGGUCGAACAGUUAGGAACAAUCGAUGAGCAUACGUAUAGUGACCUUCGAGAGCACCUAUUGGAUCGCCUGCAUGACAAAGAGGCCACAAUUCGGGUCAAAGUCAUAAUAUCGCUCUCCAAGCUCGCAGAGGCAGAAGACCUUGAGGAACUGAAGAAAGCAGGCCGACAGUCGAUCCCGGAACUGUUGCUUGAAGUAAUUACUGCAGAUCCUGCGCCUGAAGUUCGCCGUAUUGCCGCUGUGAAUAUACCACUUGAUCCUCUCACCGACGAUCUCAAGGCGGCUUUGUUCAGUCGGAUCAGGGAUGAAGACGCUUCUGUCCGCAAGAUCAUGUACAGCCAUGUUUUCGAGAAAGAGGCACAUGACGACGGUGCAUUCCCGCCUCGAAGUCUGACCAUCGCCAACCGAGAGUAUAUUGUCCGUAGCGGUCUGGGCGACCGGGAACCCGCUGUCCGCUCCGCUGCAGCGUCCAUGCUAGGGGUUUGGUACGACCGUCUAAGCACUGUCAAAGCCGAAGAGGACCUCGUGUCUCAACUGCAAGAGGUAGACAUAUCCGCGACUCGAGAGAAGCCUGCGCCGCGUGAGCAAGAACAAAGGGAGAAGACUAUCGAAAAUCUGACGCAAUUUCUGUCUUUGUUCGAUCUCCACCAACAGGAGUUGGAAGCUGACGGGGAAACACAACGCGGAAAGGUUGCCGCCGAUGCCCUGAAGAGUCUUUUGACCACGAGGAAAGGCUUGGAACGAGAGAUAUAUUUCGGGGAUGCAUACUUUGACAAGCUCACACCAGAGCGGACGUUCCUCGUCCGGGUUUUCGUUGAGCAUUGCGCUAAUGGACGUAACGAACUUUUGGAGGAUUGCGGUAUCCCGGUGGUCACUCGAUGUGCAUUCCUUGCUCAGGAAUGGUUCAGUAAGGUUAUCAGCAAUGACGAUGAUAUAACCCUGAAAGCGGAGGUGAGGGACGAGUUGCGGGAAGCCCGAGAGUUGAUCGUCGGUGAACUGCUUUCAUUUGCCGUUCAUCUUGAUUACGGAGAUGAGACCGGGCGACGAAAAAUGCAUUUGGUCAUUCAAAAUAUGCUGGGUCAUGAGAACACACCCUCGAGUCUUCUGACGAGAUGUUUGGACGUUCUACGCAAACUGACGACCGACGAAAGAGACCUCAUUCGUCAAGUUGUCGAAAUGAUUUCGAAUCUUCGAGAUGAACCUGACGAAGAUGCUGGGGAUCGCACAAUGGAUAGCAUUGAUUCGUCGCAGCAAACUCCGCGCAAGCAACCGGUGCGGAAGGACCUUACACCUCAACAACAACAAGCAGCAGACGCAAUUGACUUACGUUGCCUUGCGUUGUCCAUAGCCUUGCUUGAACGUCUCGACGGGACCUUUGAAGACAAUUCGACCUUGCAAGGAGUUUUCCAGGAUCUUAUUAUGCCUUCGGUUGGACGCGCUGACAGUAAUCUUCAACUUCAAGGUCUCGUCGGGUUCGGGCUGUCUUGUCUGGUAACACCAAACCUGGCGGCUAAAUUUCUUCCAGCUCUCUUGGAUCAAUCCACGAAGACAGUCUCAGACGACACUCGCAUGACUAUCUUCAAGAUUGUAUUUGACGUGCUCUUGGGGCAGCCCAAUCUAAAGCAUGACGUUAAGGGGCAAAGCCAAGAGUUCCUGGUGAAAAAGUUCCAAGAAGAAUGCGAUAAGAAGGGAAAUUGCCAUCCGGAGACACUCGCAUUGCUGAGCCUCGGACUCAGUAAAUUGGUCCUCCACUCUUUGGUUGAUGACCCAAAGAUGGUCAUGGAGCACCUAUUCAGAGCAUAUUUUUCCCCGUACAAUCGGGAGAACCAGCGGCUAUUGCAAUGCCUGACCUACUUCAUCAACAUGUAUGGUCGUUGCGCUGCUUCGAACCAACAAAUAAUGCGGGAGCUCUUCACAAAGGUCUUGAAAGAAACUGCGGAAAUGUAUCGAGACUUUGAGGAUGAUGAAGACGACGUGGGCAAUCUGGAUCUAGCCAACGUCACUGGCAUGUGGGUGGAAUGCACCAAUCCACUGGAGCUCAUGGACACCCCAGGUUUAUCAUCAGAGCCCAAAGCGGAAGACAUGAUGGUCCAGUUUGCGCUGGCCGAAGACGUUCUACGUCUGAUUUUACGCGAGAAGAACAUGCACAAGGAUCAAAGAAAACUCCUUUGUCAAAUGCUAGGCAAACUCUAUAUCCCAGACGAGGUUGCAGAUACGGAUCGAGUGUAUACUCUGAGACUGUUGAUUAGCCAUGUCAACCUGUAUCGGCCAGUCAAGGACGCGACCGCAAACAAUGCGCUCAAGAAGUUCGACGCCAAAAUUGGAAAACAAUUUGAGAAGCAGCUCGGAGGUUUCAGCGAGGAGGACUAUCGAAAGAUGGAACAACUGAAGGACUUGUUUGAAUUUUUGGACGAUGUGAUUCCCGAUGAUGACGAGGAAGAUGCUCCUAAGAAAGGGAGAAAGAGACGCUCUGACAGCAUCAUGAGCACUACGGACGAUGACACUGCCUCGGUAGCAUCCUCUAGACGAACAAGAGCCAAACCCAAAUCCAAGAAGCGUCGUUUGUCGACAUCGGAUGAUGAAGACUCUGAUUCUGAUCGCGACACUGUCAGGGGCACACCGCCGCCGCCUCGGAGACGAAUGCCACAACGUUCUGCAGCCACCAAGAAGAAGCCACAAGUCAUUGUGAUUUCAGAUGACGAGCCUGAGGACGACAACAACGGUGAAUCUAGCUCUGAUGAUGAUCAGUUCCACGCAUCGCGUAGACGGGGCGCUGGAAAGAAGAAGCGACGCGAAUCUGAAGAAGCGCGUCUUGACGCUGACAUCAACGCUAUGUUGGACGAGGGACCUUCGGUGUCGACGGUUGGGCAUGACUCCAUUAUGGAUUCAGACGAUGACGAUGUCGAGGAAGUGAAUGAUCUCCUUGUGGAUGACGAUGAGUAG
Messenger RNA from Mycena indigotica, 3375 nucleotides. RefSeq names its product Peptidase A1 domain-containing protein. The coding region runs from base 1 to 3375 and encodes 1124 amino acids. The transcript has 19 exons. Gene Ontology annotation, cellular component: condensed chromosome; condensin complex. Gene Ontology annotation, biological process: mitotic chromosome condensation. The record is from RefSeq and is a predicted model, not a curated record. Lineage: Eukaryota; Fungi; Basidiomycota; Agaricomycetes; Agaricales; Mycenaceae.